AUGGUACACCAUCCCAACAUGAGGAAGAUGGAGGAGGAGGAAUCAGAGAGCGAUACAGGAAGCUCAGCGGAGGUGACGGAAGACGACACGAGUGACAAUGAGAAGGAGGAUGAGUGGGGCAGUAACAAAGAGCUGGCAGAGACGCAGGGGAGCGAGGAGAGCAGUGAGGAGGAGGCCGAGGCUUCGGAUACCCAAAGAGACACAGAACAGACCGCAAACGAGGAGUCCGACAAAGAGGUUUCAGAAGAAGCUGAAUCAAGACGGGGAUCUGAGAAAGAAUCAGUCAGAUCUAGUGAGGAGGAGGAAGAGGACGAGGAAAACAAAAAGAAAGCUGAAGAGUCUGAGGCAGUAAGUAGUGAUGAUAGUGAGGAUGACGGGGUAACUCACGUGGUCACAACUCAAAGGCCCACUGCUCGUAGAACCAGCAGAACAGCAAAACAGACUGCAGGUCCUCCAAAGCCUGCGCAAGAACCAAAAUACAAGAUGGUCAAGAAAACAAAAGCAGAGAAGCAGGCAGAGAAGGCUGAGAAACAGAGGUUGAAAGCAGAGAAACAUAGGCUCCAGAAGGAAGCCAAAGAGAAAGCCAAAGAAGAAAAACGGAACAAAAAGAAGCAACAGAAAGAGGACAAAUCUAGUCCUGCAGCACAGGAGGUCCAACCAGACACUGCAGAAGACGAGACCCAGGCAGAAAAUGCUCCUGAAGAAGCUGAUCCAGACGAGGUAGAGGCUCAGCCGACACUCAACCAAGCACUCAAAGGCCAAAACCGAAUCAUGCUUCUCAAAAACAAAGGUAAAGAUCUGAAAGCCUUUCUGGAGCCUGAGGAGCAACAGAGCUCCAGUGGUGUCGUCAAAGGGCGGCCACAAAGCUUGCUGUUGGGGAAAAUGAAGAUAACCCCCAAACAUAAAGCAAAGCUGCUAGGUGAAGGAACGUCAGAGGGUGAAGUCAUUGAUGGUGAAUCAAGCAAACUCAAGGAACGUUUGAUUGCACAAAAAAAAGGAAUGAGCAGUCUCCACAGGAUGUCUGGUUGGCUUCACAAGAACAUGCCACGGGGGGUAAACCUGAGAAAGAAACUCUCAGCAUGGACUAGAGCCAUCAGCAUCUCACACUGGCUGUCUCUUCGUGGGAUGAAACAGAAACAAGGUCCGAGAAAGUCCAAAGGCAGCAUCCUUAAACACAGGAUGGCCAUGAGGGUUGCCAGUAAAACCAGUCUGGUUGGUAAAAAAAAUCGAGGCAAGGCAGGAGAUGGAGAGAAAGAAGGAGACCAAGCUGGGGACAGAGAGGUAGAGGCCAAAUACGCUGUGGUACUGCCCAGGAUGAACAAACUGGGCAAGGCAGAGACAUCGGAGGUUCCCCAGGUAGCUCCUGCUCAAUCAAGCACCGCUAGAUCACCAGGAGAGGCCACUACAUCAGAGCCAAAACCCCCAAAACCAGGCGCCAAGCUCGUGCUUCCUGUCAAGCCGGAUCUCAGCCUUUUAAAGUCCAUCAAGAAACCCUUACCAGGAGGGUUUACACCAGGUGGAGAUGUGGCGAGGAAGAGUCCUGGAUCCAGCGCUGAAUUGGAAGAAUCCUCCAACACUGAUGCUACAAGCAGGCAGCCAGUCCUAGGAAAUCAAGAUGGAGUAAGUGUGCUACAGGCUGCAAGAUUAAAACUGGACCCCUCCCAGAUCAAACUGUCCAAGAUCUCCUUGUCGGGAGGAGCAAUGGGUGUUGGACGGGCUCAGGCAAAAGGACCAGAACCAGAUGAGGAGGCAACACCUAGGAUACAGAUGUCCACCACUCAGCCUUUUCCAAACGGCGGAGCGAGUACAGGUGCGGCAGGCCCUCGGUCCUUGUAUGAAGAAGAGACGGACAGGGAAGUGGCCCAGUUCAUGGGGGAGGGGGGUAUUUAUGCUAUUGCUCAACCAGAGGUGCACUGGGCUGGUAACCCACGGAUGAGCGGAGACCCUCAGUCAGGAUAUAUUCAGGAGUGCAGUGUGAAAGGGGCUGGUGUAAAACCAGACAGGGCGGUUGGCCUUCCAGUUCCUGCCUCUGAAUUUGACUGGCUGCGAGCUGAAAACUUGUUGCCCCACCAGACGGUGGAGAAGCUAACCAAGUGGACGGUCUAUGACGAUGAGGGCCAGGCCAGAACUGUUCCUGCAGAUAACGGCAGGGGUCCCUGGGAGUCAGAGGACCCAACCCAGGAGAUGCUGGAGAGUCGACUAGCCAGCACACAGGUAGUGAUGCCCGGAAGCCAAAAGGCUGUAGAGGUGGAUGAGGUGGAGGACCUGUCUCAGCUGGAAGAAGUAUGUGAGAGCUCAGUGCUUCUGAACCUGAAGAAGAGGUUCCAGCGUGACUGUAUUUAUACUUACAUUGGAAACAUGCUGCUGUCCAUUAACCCCUUCAAGCCCCUGAACAUCUACACAGAGGACCUGAGAAUGAAAUACCAGGGAAGAGAGCAGCAGAGAAACCCACCACACGUGUAUGCCAUGGCUGACGCUGCUUUCAGUCAGUCUCAAGCCUCGACACAGGAGCAAUGCAUCAUCAUCAGUGGUCAGAGUGGGUCAGGGAAGACUGAAGCUACCAAGCUGAUAGUCCACUACCUGAGCUCCAUUUACCAGGGACGAUACGACACCCUGCGACAGCCCAUGGAGGUCUUUCCAAUCCUGGAGAGUUUUGGAAACGCCAAGACCAUCCUCAACAACAACUCCAGCCGCUUUGGGAAGUACCUCCACGUCCACAUUCUCCAUGGGGUUGUUGUAGGGACGUCAUUGUCCAAGUACCUCCUUGAGAAGUCCAGGGUUGUUUUUCAGGCCAAUGAGGAGAGGAACUACCAUGUGUUUUAUGAGCUGCUGGCAGGUAUGAACGCCUACGACAAACAGGAGCUCUACCUGCAAGGACCCGAGACCUAUUACUACCUAAACCAGGGCGGUGACUGUGAACUGAAGGGAAAGCAGGACAAGCAGGACUUCCAGCUUCUGGUUCAGUGCUUUGAAACCAUCGGUCUACACGCGGACCAGAUCCUAACUGUCUGGGCCAUCCUCUCAUCAAUCCUGCAGCUCGGCAACAUGUGCUUCAGCUCGUAUGAGAGUGAGUCCUUUGAGGUGGCUCGGAUCUUCAGUGAGGCCGAAGCCAGGAGGGUUGGCUCCUUGUUGCAGAUUUCCUCAGAGGCCCUACAGACCGUGAUCACUCACAGAGUCACAGAGACAACCUACGACAGGAUCUACUGUCCUCUGUCUGUGGAAAGUGCCAUAGAAUCAAGAGACGCCAUUGCCAAAGCCUUAUAUUCAGUGCUGUUUGAUUGGCUGCUCGAGCAGAUCAAUGAUUGGCUGAGCCCCACAGAGAUGGACAGCGCAGUGGGCAUAGUAGACAUCUACGGGUUUGAGGAUCUUGCAGUGAAUAGCUUUGAGCAGCUGUGCAUCAACUUUGCCAAUGAGCAGCUGCAGCACUUUGUCAACAAAGCAGUGAUCUCACAGGAGCAGGAGGAAUAUAGUGCAGAACAGAUCCAGUGGUAUCCAAUGCCAAUCAAAAACUUCCACUCCUGUCUGGAUCUGAUCUCCUCCAGACCACACGGCAUCCUGCGAAUACUAGACGACCAGACCUGCCUCCCCCAGGCCACAGAUCACACUUUCCUCCAGAAGUGCCACUACCACCAUGGGAACAGCCCCUUUUAUGCCAAGCCUAAGAACCCACUGCCAGUCUUUACUAUUUAUCACUACGCUGGAGCCGUCACCUAUCAGGUUCACAACUUCCUGAAUAAGAACCACGAUCAGUUCAGGACGGAGGUGGUGGAGCUUUUUGCCAGGAGUCGGUUAAAGAUGGUGUCGGAGCUGUUCAAGAAGGUUCAGGAUGGUUAUAUUCAGCAGAGGGAGCUGGGCUGGAGAGGGAAAGGCCUCCGACAGCAGCCUUCUACCGCUGCCUCACACUUCCUUCAGUCUCUGACUGAACUCACCACCCGCCUGGAGAGAUGCAAAACCACUUUCAUUCGUUGUCUGAAGCCAAACUACGUUAAGCUCCCCGGGGUUUUUGAUGUGGACUACAUGUCGGCCCAGCUGAGGCAUGCUGGGAUGAUGGAGACCAUCCACAUCAGGAAAGAGGGGUUCCCCAUAAGGAUCCAGUACUCCUACUUCUAUGAGAGAUAUGGUGUGCUCCUGGCUCAGCGGGCUGAUGAGGCAUCAGACAGAGAGCUUACAGUCGCUCUGCUGGACACGGUUGGUGCAGAGGAGGGUCAGUACCAGCUGGGACUCACUAAGGUGUUCUUGAAGGAGCUUCUGUUCCAGCAGCUGGAGGAGAAGUGGACCAGCACCCAGACCUGGGCCGCCAUCACCAUUCAGAGGAACAUCAGAGGCUUCCUCUGCAGGAGGAACUUUAAGUUCUUCAAACAGAAAGCCAUCGUCAUCCAGAGUCACAUCCGAGGACAUCAGGCCAGGAAGUACUACAAGCGUCUGAGAAAGUCCUUCAACCAGUUCUGGGCAGUGAUGAUGAUAACCAGAAACACCAUCAAGAGACGCCAUUGGAGGAAGGAGUUUCACGAGAAGAACAAAGUCAAGGCAGUGACGAAGAAGAAAUCUGUCUCUCCAGGGAUGGAUGUGGGGAUGUUGGAGAUCCCUGCUGAGCUCUCAGCCAGGCUUCACAAUGCCGCAGCAGGGGGGCAACACAGGUCAGGAGUCACAGUGGUGGGACCUCCACAGGUGAAGGCAGAACAUAAGCUCAGCCUGCCUCUGGAUGUAGACAGAUACCCGUUCUCUCGCUAUGCCAAGUCCAUACUAAAGGACACAUGGUGCCAGCCUCAGGGACAACCCCUCCAGAGACCUCUCACCCCUCUGGAGCCCGAAGAUGCCAGAACCGCCCUGGAGAUUUACAAACUGAUCUUACGGUUUACAGGUGAGUCGGACCUCAGCAGCUGGCAGGAGCAGAUGUUGGGAAACUACAUCGUGGAGAAGGGUCAAAGCAGGCCGGCUUUAAGGGAUGAGAUCCUGGCCCAGCUGGCAUACUACACAUGGGGUCUGCAGGAGGGGCACGGCAGUCCAAGGGGCUGGCUGCUGCUGGCCUGCUGCCUCAGUGCCUUCACCCCCUCACCAACGCUGGACAAACCCCUGCUCAAGUAUGUGUCUGAUCGAGGUCCGGGGGAGUACCGCUCACUGUGCCAACACAAGCUGCUGACAUCUCUGCAGCUUCCAGCUCCCACUGCCCGCAUUUACCCCCCCACUCAGCUGGAGUGGACCAGCAACCAAAAGGAGGGUGCCAUGAUGAUGGAAGUACACACAUUCAAUGACGAGAGGCUGACAGCUGAAGUGGAGUCCUGGACCACAGGAGAGCAGCUGGCUUCAUGGCUCCUUCAUGCCAGAGGAGUAUCUGAGGCGGGGCAGGGCUGGUCGGUGUCUCUCCUGACCGAUGACGGCUGGUCAGACCUGGCUGGUUCGGACUUCGUCAUGGAUCUUCUGGCUGGAGCUGAAGCUGAAGUGCUGCCACCUCCAGGGACCCCGACCUCUUCAAACUCUGACUAUCUGUUCAGCAGCCAGGGGGGCAGGAUGCCAUCUUCAGAUCUGGAUGACUUCAUCCCACCAGCACCUCCUGUACAAGCUCCCGGCCUGCCUCCUUAUGAAGGGGGCCUCUGGGCCAGAGAUUAUCCACAAGAAGGCCGUGGUCGACAGAUGGAUGCCUACGUCGAUGACUUGUUCGACCCUGUGCUGGACAACGGACCCCCUGACACGGAUAGAGUCGCCAUGCUGCACAGGAGGAUGAGGGGAGGAGGAGGGAUUGGACCCAUGCAUGGCAUGUAUGGAGCAGGUGUACCGAUGACGAUGCCAAGUUACCCCAUGGGAAUGCCCGCCUAUGGGGCAACUCCCAUGAUGCCAACAGCCAUGCCAACCAUGCCAGCCAUGAUGAUGCCUCAGGCUCCAGUGGCUGCCGCUCCUGUUGCUGACCCCAUGCAGAUGGCUGCCACACAACAGGCCCUCAUCAACCAGCAGGCCCUCUUCAUGGCCCAGCAGAUGACCAUGCAGGCCAUGACUCUGUCCCAGCAGCAGACCCAGGAGCAGCAGAGGAAGCAGAAGAAGGACCAGGACAGGAAGCAGGAGGAGGACAGGGUGCAGAGACGUCAAUCAGAGCGACGGUCCAGGCAUCGCUCACCGUCCCCUCGAUCUCCGUCACCCAAACCUGCUCAGUCCAGAGCGCCUGCUCCUGCACCUCAACGUACAACCAGCUACAGGCAGCCAAGGCCGGAGCCAGAGAGAUCAGAGGAUUCUUCAGAUCAAGGUGACCGGCAGUCUUUCAGAGACAAGAGGGACUACUUCCAGAAGAAAGGCUUUCCGCCCCACAGUGAACCCAAACCUCAAAAGUCUCGUCCAGCUCGCUACAGCCCACCCAGACAGCAGCACCGCUCCCCACCAUCACCUAAGUCCUCACCUCCACCUACUGCACCAAAGCCUAGGGGGACGCGUCCUCGCUCCCCUCCUGCCAGAGAGAGGGACAACCCAAAACCAGCACCAGUCCCUCAGACUGACCCUCAGCAGGAGCCCACCUCCAGCAUCCGGGACAUCAUCAAAAUGUACAACAGCCGACCCCAGCCUGAACCCAAACCCUAUGAGCCUGUCAGACAACCUGUUCGACAUUUUGUAAAGAAAAGUGACCCCAAAGAAGAAGCUCUGGCCAAACUCAGAAACAAAGCCCCGGUGUCACAACAGAAGAAACAUUGGACGCCUCCUCCACCUGUCUUACAACCGAAGAGGGAACGGCCUCCUCCUCUGCCCAGGACGCCCUCCCCUCAGUCCCCUCCUCGCUCUGACAGUGGUCCCCGUGUCAUCUCCAACAGCAUGAGGGAGAAACAGCGCUACCUGCAGGACCUGUUCAUUAUCAAGAACUCCCAGGAACAUCCACCUUCUCCCUCUGACUCCCCGUCACCACCUCCUUCUCCUCCUCCACAGCCUGCUCCAUUCCUCCAGAACAUCCCGGACCCUCCGCUCAUGCCUGCCCCGUCUCUCUACACAGAAGUGGUACCAGAUGAGGACGGCGUUCGCUCAAAGCUCCACCGUUUCUCUCCUGGUGCCCACUUGUCUUACUCCAACAUGCCAGGGAAACUGUUCCUGCGAAAAGAAGUGUUUUACCCCAAAGAGAUGUUCAACCGGCCCUACGUCCUCAAUCUGUUAUGUGAACAGAUUAUGAGGGACACAUACUCUGACAGCUGUCUGAGGAUCAGCAGAGAGGAGAGGAGGAAGAUGAAGGACCUGCUGGCGAACUUCAAUGUGGGAACAACGAUCAGCACCAUCGAGAAUGACAACAUGAAGAAGAGGAUCGUCAUGGCUGCUCGGGACAACUGGGAGAACUACUUCUCACGCCUGUUCCCUGUGAAGUUGAAUAGUGGAGACGCUCAGUUGUUAGGCCUGUCUCAUCGAAGCAUCCGUCUCCUGAAGGUGGUCAGAGCUUCGGGCAUCAACCCCAAACACCUCCAUCAGCUCAAGAGCUACAGUUUUGCAGAGGUGCUGUCGGUGGACCUGCAGGGUGCAGACAGAGUGCUGCUGGAGCUGAAGAGUGAAAACUUGGUCCUGCAGUCGCCCAGAGCUCCUCAGAUCACCGCCAUGAUCCGGUUCUUCCUCCAGGAACUCAUCAGGGACUCGGGACAUGUGGUCGCUCUGAAGAGUUUCAUGACUGAUGACAGAAGUCUGCUCAGCCUUAACAGGGGUGACAUCAUCAAACUGCAACCGAUGCAAGGACUGCAGACAGGCUGGCGUUUUGGAACUUUGGGAGGACGCUCUGGUCUUUUCUCAGAGGAACUCACUCAGCCGUCUGCAGCCCCGGACUACCACUGUCUGCACCUGAUCCAAAGAGACAACAGGAGGAAAAGCAUGAGGGGCACCAGACCGGUCACUUCAGACAACCGUCCGACUCCAGGUCCAGUCUUAAGACAGACAGGCAGUGCUGAACCGGAGCAGCCCGUCAGAGAGGCAUCAAUCCAGGGAUCACUCAGUGGCUCCAUCCAUGAGCUGGAGGAGGAUCUUUCAACCAUGGCUGAGUUUGCCUUGAAGUACUUCAGAUUGAGCAUUCUGUCAGACAACAGGAGGGACUUUUCAGAGGCUGUUCAGUACACAGAUAAGCCCAUCCAGGACUCCCUGAUCCUCUACAAUGAUUCUGAGAUGACUUAUCAUUCCAUACAAUGCUUCACCAACCUGAUGCAGUUUAUGGGUGACAUGCCUCUGACGAAGAAAAACACAGAGAAAGACUCUCUGAACCACAUCUUACUGCUGGGGAAAGAGAAGGAGCAGCUGAGAGAUGAGAUCUACUGUCAGGUCAUCAAGCAAACCACCAACAACCCCACCAAAUCGACCUGCACUCUGGGCUGGCGACUCCUCAACCUGGUGACCGGGUUCUUCCCCUGCUCUGGUACUCUGCUGCCGUUUGUCACACAGCACCUGCAAGACAUCACUCAGGACUAUGAUCACCCGUACCAAGAGCUGGCAGGCGUGUGUCUCGAUAACCUUCAGCUGUCUCUCAGUUGUGGCGGUCGCCGCAACGUCCCCUCGAGUGUAGAGAUGGCGGCCAUUAUGGCUGGAAAAACGUCUCGUCGUAUUCCCAUCGAGCUGCCGGGAGGAGUCAGCUUCCCCGUCAAGAUACGCAGCUUUACUAUUUCAGCAGAAGUGGUGACAGAGCUCUGUAAGGAGAUGGGAAUCGCUUAUCAGGCAGAAAUCAAAGAGUUCUCCAUCAUGGUCAAAAGACUGCAAGAUGGGUUGACGCGUCCCCUCCAUCCUGAAGAGUAUCUGUCCGACUUCGUGCUGGACGACAACUCCAUCUCCCUUUCCCUGAAAAGACUGAUGUGGAGAAACCCUCUGAACUUUAACAGCGACCUGUAUGUGGAGUUCCACUACCAGCAGCUCCUGGGUGACUACCUGAGUGGGCGGCUGAUGCUUCCUCCAGCUGCAGGGGGUUCCUCCUCGGCUCAGCAGGUAGCAGAGCUGUCGGCGCUGCAGCAUGUGGCUCUAGGACUGACUGACCCUCCUUCACUGGGGGAGAUGAAGGAGUACCUGCCGAAACAGAACGGGCUGGAGAGUCAGGUGGAGGAGAUCCUCUCCUUCUGUCAGGGACAGAUAGCUGCCAUGCACUCCUUCCCCCCUCAGGAUGCCAAAAUGCAAUUCAUUGAGAUUCUGACCACACUCCCGAUGUUCGGCUCCAAUGUUUUCGUGGCCAAGAAGGUCAGCCAGCGUAGCUGUCCAUCUCCAUGCAUUGUCAGUAUCAGCCAGCAGGGGGUGCUGUUUCUUAACCCUAAAACACAGGAGCAAGUGUUUCACGUUCCUCUGGAAGAGCUCCAGUCCAUGAAAACCAUCCGCCAAAAGAAAAAAGGCAAAGCCCCGGCUGUGGAUAUUCAUUAUGGCAGCCCUGUCCAUCCCAAAAAAAUCACCCUUCAUCUCAAUCAGGCUAAAGAGUUCUGCCACAUCCUCGCUGUGAUAUUGGAGGAACUGACCCGGCAGUCAGUCAGCAGCUCCAUCUCAAACCGGCUGUAACAGCACACAGACGAGUGGUUGAUCUCCGGCUCCUCACUGCCUUCAUGUAUACUGCUUCUCUUAAUUUAUCUUUUCUUCUGUGUAACUUUGUGUCAUUGAUAAAAUGGGCUGAUGAGAAACAUGAAUAUGCACACAAACAUGCUUAUGCCAGUGAUUACAGAAUGAAGAGGACGCAGAGGAGAGGAGUGAUUCACCGGGUGUUGUACGAAUGAAUCAGUGUUUUAAAAAUGUUCCUUUAUGAUUUCAAUAAUUUUAAACUUUGUGAAUAAUUAUUAUAUAGGAAUAUUUUAAUGAUGUCAUGUAAUAUACGUGCAUAAUUUAUAAGCAUUAAAGAAACAUGCUGAUUAAUCUGAUCUCAUGUUAAUUCUCCAUUGGUGUGAGUUAUCUUCACAGACGAUGGUUUCUGUUUGAAGCACAUUAUAAAGGUUUAUGUGAAUCUCUGUCCUAAACUGGAUCUGGUCUAAUCUUUGGGAUUGUGUCCCCUGAUGUGGUCCAGGGUUCAGCUUGAAUCCACAAUAGCCUGACACUCAGCACUCCUUUGAAAUGAAUGUUUUUAAACAAU
Molecule: messenger RNA, 10033 nt
Organism: Notolabrus celidotus (New Zealand spotty)
Lineage: Eukaryota; Metazoa; Chordata; Actinopteri; Labriformes; Labridae
Gene: myo15b
Product: myosin XVB
Exons: 68
Coding region: 1-9471 (3156 amino acids)
Cellular component (GO): cytoskeleton; myosin complex
Molecular function (GO): ATP binding; cytoskeletal motor activity; protein binding
Source: RefSeq, a predicted model, not a curated record